Messenger RNA from Asparagus officinalis (garden asparagus), 1434 nucleotides. Its product is annotated as probable pectinesterase/pectinesterase inhibitor 12. Gene Ontology annotation, biological process: cell wall modification. The transcript is spliced from 3 exons. NCBI's taxonomy places the organism in Eukaryota, Viridiplantae, Streptophyta, Magnoliopsida, Asparagales, Asparagaceae. Bases 55 to 444 code for a protein of 129 amino acids. Gene Ontology annotation, molecular function: pectinesterase inhibitor activity; pectinesterase activity. The record is from RefSeq and is a predicted model, not a curated record.
GUCAGUUCCUCGGUGUUCAUUCCUCCCUCUCUCUCCCCGGCGAUCAUCAACAAAAUGAUCAUCCCGAAGAAGAACUGCCAGGAGAUCUGUAAGUACCUCUUCCAAGCUAUCUCGGGCCGAGGCUUUAUAGCCCAAGACAUCUGUUUCAAGAACACAACCGGUGCAUCCAAGGGCCAGGCGGUGGCGCUGCGCGUCGAUGUUGGUUUCGUCGCAUUCUACCGUUGUGCCAUUGACGUAUAUCAAGACACUUUGUAUGCGCGCUAUGGUCAGCAAUUCUAUCGAGAGUGCAACAUCUCAGGCAUUAUAGACUUUAUCUUCAGUGAUGCCUCCGUUGUCUUCCAAAACUUCAUGAUCUACGCCAAAUUACCAAUGCAAGUGCAAGACAAUACCAUCACAGCCCACGACCGUAACAAAGAAAGCGAGGCUACAUGCUUUUCGAUGUAAAACUGUUCCAUCCUGCCGUGGCACGACCUUGCUGCCAGCAAUGGGUUAGUCAAGACGUACUUGGGUCGACCGUGGAGGAAUUACUCAACCACGAUGUACAUUAGGUUAUAUAUGGACAUGAUCGUCGAUCCAAGCGGAUGAAGUGGUCAAAUGGCGACAAUCCGACAAUGUACAAGGUGCACUAUGACGAGUACGCAAAUUAUGGGUCGGGAAAUGAGACACAACAAACAAAGAUAAAUUGGCCGGGAUUUCAUUGGAUGUAGUACAAGGAAGCAAUCAAAUUUUAAGUUUCUCAGUUUACAAAUGGGAGUCAGUGGCUGCCUUCUACAAGAAUCCCAUAUGACUCCCAUUUAUAAACUGAGAAACUCAAAAUUUGGUUGCUUUCUUGUACUGCAUCCAGUGGAAUCCCGGCCAAUUUAUCAUUGUUUGUUGCGUCCCAUUUCCCGGCCCAUAAUUUGCGUACUCGUCAUAGUGCACCUUGUACAAUGCCGGAUUGUCGCCAUUUGACUAAUUCCUCCAUCCACUUGGAUUGACGAUCCUGUCCAUAUAUAACCUAAUGUACACCGUGGUUGAGUAAUUCCUCCACGGUCGACCCAAGUACGUCUUGACUGACCCGUUGUUGGCAGCAAGGUCAUGCCACGAUAGGAUGGAACAAUUUUGCAUCAAAAAGCCUGUAGCCUCGCUUUUUUGUCACGACCGUGGGCUGUGAUGGUAUUGUCUUGCUCUUGCAUUAGCAAUUUGGCGUAGAUCAUGCAGUUUUGGAAGAUGUCGGAGGCAUCACCGAAGAUAAAGUCUACAGUGCCCGAGAUGUUGCACUCUCGAUAGAACUGCUGACCAUAGUGCGCAUACAAAGUGUCUUGAAAUUUGGUUGCUUCCUUGUACUGCAUCCAGUGAUUUUUCAGCUUCAAAGGUGUUUUCUACGAAUUUCAAAAUUUUCACGUUGUUGUUUAUAAGUUAUAGAGUUUGCGCUAUUUUAAAGGUUUGAUAUUU